UAGCUCACACAGGGCAGGAGCGUAGUGAGAUUUAUUUUGUAUUAUUUCUUUGCACCAUCACUGCGCGUGACCCUUUGAAAAGAGGUUCCUUAAACUCUUAAUUUGAGGCAAGGAGGCAACAGCGAAAGGCUGAGGGUCCAGGGUGGUCCCUGAGUCCAGCUGAAAGACAGAAGCCAGGAUCUCUCAGUUCAAACUUCUGGGUUCCCUGGCAUUUCCCAUAUGUAUUCUCUGGGACAACACUGCGCCUCUACCACCACUGGCUAUUCCUGGUCUCAGCUCGCGUGUGACGCUACAGUUCCCAGAUGGACACAGAGUACAACUGCGAGCAUUAAAACCUCAGGAGCCACCAGCAAUGUCAUGCUCUGCGAGUUUGCCCAGCAGCAUGGUGUGACAACAUGAUAACUGGGGACUCAGCGGAAAGUGAGAGCCCAUUCACAUGAGAGCCCAUACUGUAAUGGUGUGGCAAUGCAAUAAUUGGGGAAUCUGCAGACAGUGAGAGCCCAUUCACGUGGGAGCCCAUACUGUAUCCUGCUUCCGCCACAGGGCCAGGCCUCCAGGGAUGAGGCUCCAGCUCCAGCUUCCAGGAUGAAGAGCAAGAUAACAUCCCGGCGGUUCCCAGCUGGCAAGCCUCGCACCUCUUCCCCACUGCCCCUUCUCUGUACUGGCAUGGCUCCUUCACGGCCCUGUUGGCCGCAGAAGCAGCAGCCAAAGUUUCCUCCCAUUAAAACAGCCUCUCAAGUUAUUUCAGAGAGGGAGGGGACUUUGGUUUCUGCUUCUGUGCUAGGCCGAUCGGGACGGAUCCCAGACGCCCGUACGGAGGAGUACAGGUUGGGGCAGCUAAUAAGAUCAGGUAGGAGGAAAUGCCCCUUCCCAGGUCCCCCCCUCCUGCCCCAGACUGGGGCUAAUGUGGCUGGGAGCCAGGCGCUUGCUGAUGUCUCCGUUUUCUUUGCAGGGAGGGAGCCUUUCCCCAACAUAUACUUUGUUCUGGUCAAAUCCCUGGAGAGAUGUGACGACCCUCAGGGCCACACCUCCAAGGAUGAGGCUCCAGCGCCUGCUCCCGGGACGAAGAACGACAGACCAUCACGGUGGUUCCCAGCCCCUGACCCUUGCCUGCCUCCCCCUCCGUCUGUUCUCCGUGUGGGCAUGGCUCCUUCCCGGCCCUACUUGGCGCAGAAAGAGGAGCCAAGGUUUCCCCCCAUCAAGAACACCUCCAGAGUUAUUCCGGAGCCGGGGGAGACUUGGGUUGCUGCCUCUGUGCCAAGCCGGCCGGGACGGAGCCCAGACACCCGUACGGAGGAGUUCAGGUUGGGGCAGCUAAUAAGAUCAGCGAGGAGAAGGUUCAGCCUGGGAGCUGCUGCAUCCUGGGAGGGACUGGAGCCCAGACAAAGGCCUCUCACCCCAGAGGUACUGGGACAGAGGGAAGGACAAAGACCCCCAUUGGGAGGCAAAGUGUGGAAAGGCUCAGAGUUCAGAGAGCGAGGAGACUUUGGCUGCGGCGUCUGUGCCAGGCUGGCUGGGACAGAGCCCAGACGCCCGUACGGAGGAGGACAGGUUGGGGCAGCUGAUAAGAUCAGUGAAGGAAAAGUUCAGUCGGGGAACUGCCGCAUUCCGGGAGGGACUGGAGCCCAGACGAAGGCCUCUUGUCUCAGAGGGUCUCCUUUCUCCAUCACUGUGGCUCCUGCAGAAGCACCCUGUGUAAAAAGAACAGAUAAGAGGAAGGAAAAAAUUGCAUGGAGCUGGGAGAACACCCUACAAGUUGAGUGUCAACAGAGAAUGGAAGAACAACCUUCUUGCAUGAGAGCAGAAAGGAGAUGCUCUCGUCCGGAAGGCCAUGCUUCAAGAGAAUGGUUUCCGUUGCCAGCACCCAAGCUGAUGGACACAGAGCGAAACUCCGUCUUCCGUGGCAUUCCAGUUUUGACUUUCUGGAUUGUAUUGUCCUUCCAAGUUGCUGGAGGAAUCCAUGCUACUCAGCGCCUUACAUGUCUUCUGGGAUGCCACGCAUGCUGUCUGAAUGUGCCAGUCCCUGACGAGAGGAGAAGGGCAUCACUGGCAUAGGUUAAAGCUCAAAAAAGAAAUUGGAGGAACUGGUCGCCUUUGAUAUGCCAAUGAUUAAAUAAUAUAAUGUGAUAAAGAUUGUUAAAGAGUAAAACUAACAAGCAGUUUUCUUUCCUUCUCUGCCUUCUCUGA
Podarcis muralis (Common wall lizard) is the source of this 2187-nucleotide messenger RNA. The record is from RefSeq and is a predicted model, not a curated record. NCBI's taxonomy places the organism in Eukaryota, Metazoa, Chordata, Lepidosauria, Squamata, Lacertidae.